This is a messenger RNA of Plasmodium gallinaceum, 1482 nucleotides long. Its product is annotated as cleavage stimulation factor subunit 1, putative. The record is from RefSeq and is a predicted model, not a curated record. Gene Ontology annotation, molecular function: protein binding; RNA binding. The transcript has a single exon. Lineage: Eukaryota; Apicomplexa; Aconoidasida; Haemosporida; Plasmodiidae. Bases 1 to 1482 code for a protein of 493 amino acids. Gene Ontology annotation, biological process: mRNA 3'-end processing. Gene Ontology annotation, cellular component: mRNA cleavage stimulating factor complex.
AUGAAAGAAUAUAAUGCUAAUAAUUCUUUUUCUUUAAAUAAUGUUAUCAGUAAAAAUGAUAAUGUUAUAACAAAUAAUGACAAUGAUUCCAAAUUUGUGAAAAGUGAAAGAGACAAAAAUUAUGAUGAAAAUAUAGAUAAUAAUGGAUUCAAUAAUUUCGAAGAGAGAAAAAAUAUAUCCAUUGAUAAAAUUGGAUUUUAUGAAAUUGUUUUGAAACAACUCCUAGAUGACAAUUUAAUUGAUUCCUUUAAUGUUUUGAAAAAAGAGUUAAAUUUACAAGAAAAUAAAAAUGUAGAAAAUGAUUAUCUUUUUAAUUUAUAUGCAAAAAAUAUAUAUAAAUCUUCUGAACCUAAUAAUGAAAAAAAUAUAGAAAGUUUAGUUAAUAUUGAAUCGAUGAUUAAAAGAGUAAAAUCAUUCAAUGAUUCAGUGUUAAAUUAUGAUAUAAAAAGUGAAAAUAUAAAGAGGUUAUACAGAUAUGAAAUUAAUGAUCAUAUUGAACUAAUUCAUAGAAAUAAAUGUAUUUGUUGUGAUACCAAUUACUCACAUAAUAUUUUAUGUUCAGGUGGUUUAGAUAAUGUUGUGAAAAUAGCAAAAAUAUAUGAUAAAAAAAAAAAAGUUUAUAAUAUAGAGAAGCAUAAUGGAAAAGUAAACUGUGUAAAGUUUCACCCAUUUAAAAAUAUUUUAUUUUCGGCUAGUGAUGAUUGCACAGUUCAAAUUUUUGAUCUUAACAAAUUAUUAAAAAAGAAAAAGUUAGCAAAUAAGGUUAACAUAAAUGAAAAUAUAAACGAAACAUAUAAGAAUAUUUUAAUACAAGAUAAAAAUCCGUUUAUUUGUUUGUAUGUUCAUCCAUGUGGUGAUUUUUUGUAUACAAGCAAUAAAAAUGAAAAUAUAUUAAAAAUGUAUGACCUUGAAACUUUAACAUGCUAUAUUUCUUUGGAUAAAAAUAGUUUUCAUACAUCAUCGAUUAAUAGUAUUAGUGGAACAUCAGAUGGAAGUAUAUAUUCAUCCGUUUCUGACGAUGGUCAUAUAAAAUUUUGGGAUGGUCAUAAUUCUAAAUUAAUACACACACAAUGUAACGCACAUAAUGGUUAUUCUGUUCAAUCAGUUAAAUUUAAUAAGUCUAAUUUUUAUAUAUUAACAUCUGGACUUGAUGGACAAACCAAAAUUUGGGAUAUAAGAAAUUUUAAAUCAUUAUUUACAUUUGGUAAUGGAUUAUCCUGUUCUUUUAAUAAAAGUAUUUUUAUGAAUAAUGAAUCAUUUAUAGCUAAUAUAAUUCAUACAAGUAAUAAUUUAUCUUCGUCACAUUUUUAUAUAUACAAUUCAUAUUUUGGAAAUAUGGAAUAUAACAUACAAAAUAUACACAAUGACCAAAUUUCUGAUAUUGUUAAUGCAAAAGACUCAUUGAAUGUUCACACAGCUAGCUAUGAUUAUGUAUGCAAAACAAUUAAAAUUGAACAGAAAUAUUUGGAUGAUUAUAACUAA